Messenger RNA from Punica granatum (pomegranate), 3910 nucleotides. The record is from RefSeq and is a predicted model, not a curated record. Lineage: Eukaryota; Viridiplantae; Streptophyta; Magnoliopsida; Myrtales; Lythraceae.
CUCCCUUCACUUUCAGUUAAAGUCACUCUCUCUCUCUCUCUCUCUCUCUCUCUCUGCCUUCUCUCUUCCUUCCACCAUUUCUCCACCUCUCUCCGUCUCUUUCACCCACGGAGCCAAAACUGAUGAAGCCAUCUCAAAUGGGUCUCUGCUCAAUCUGGUUAUCCGGCCUAAUGCUGAUCGCUCUCUCCCUCUACGCCACUCAGAAGCUGCCCUCCAUCAAGCAGCCCCUGCUCAGCCGCCGCGGGCACCUCCGCCACCCUGUCGGCCCAAGAAUCACGAUAUUCACAGCCCCGGGUCCUUUCUCAGGUUCUGCCGGGGACAGGCAGAGAGUGGCCAUUCGGUCGUGGCUCGGCUUGUCGCCCCGCAUCACGGUCGUAAUGUUCAGCCAGGACGCGUCCGCUGUCUCCUUCGCCAGCAGCUUCGACUCGCGGCUGAUCGUAGACGCCGACGUCGACUUCACGUUAGUAAUUCCAGCUGCCCGUUGGUUAUUCUUGUUUGCAGUUUGAUCGCUCCAUUUUUCCGGAAUCUAGAGGUGGUCGAUUGAGUCAAAUCAAGUGUCGGUGGGCCUACGGCGCUGUGACUCCAUGGAUGAAAUCAAGUCAAAGCUCUAUAAACUUAGCUCAAGUAUUUCCGAAUUUUAUGUUUUUGCCCCCUGACUUUUGAAUCAUUUUUAACUUUGGCUCUGCACCAGCAAAGCUUAAAGCUUGCUUCAUCACCUUGUCAAAAAGUUGAUUCUUCACUCAAUCCCAGAGCUUGGGGCAAUUGAAAGUAGUUGAGUUUUUGUAUUGAUGGGAUCAAAGUUGAUAUCUUUUCAUAGUUUUGGGGGUGAAAGCUCGAGAUAUGGAGUCAGAGGGGGAACAUCAGAAAGCUGCAAACUUUGGACUCAAGAUGAAUGCAAUUGUGUGGUAUAAAUACAGUUUGCAGUGCAUAUACACCCCAGGACAAUGUGUAUUUAUGAUGAGGAUCUAUUAUGCAAUUUCUUUGUGUGCUUGAGAGGAGAUUUCUAUGGCAAUUUCGGUUUUUCUUGUUCCUCGGUACUCCAUUUUUCCAUUCCAUGAUGGCAAGGUCCCGAUCGUUUGGAUCAGAUAUUUCGGUCUUCGUGAACCCUGAAACCAUUCUCCUGCCUGACUUCACUUCCUCCAUGAGUUUCCUUCAUGAACUUGACCAGGAUUGGUUGCUCGUUGCUUCUCCACGUAACAUUUCAUACUUGCCCUUCCGUUUGAGUGAUGAUGGCACCCACUGGCUAAAAGAGAGUGACAAGCGGGUCAAAAUGAAGGAGUUGCAGGAGAUACUUAGUCGAAAAUCACAAUGGAGCCCCUCUGAUGGGAAACUUAUCACGGCAUGGAACAGCAGGGGCUCCCCCUUGCAUACAGGGACCCUUCCCCCUUUUCUAUAUGGGAAGGGAACACACAAUCAUUGGGUCAUUAGUGAGGCUCUGUCAUCUCAUCUUAGGUUCGUGUUUGAUGCUAGUUGGACCAUCUCCAGUUACUUUCUCGAUUAUCCGACAAAUCAGUCUAAUGACUUGAGCGGUAGAGAAAGUUGGGAGUAUGUUGGAAAUUCCCAUCUCGGAGCGCUGUAUGGAUCAUCACUUUUCAGAGAAGCUAACUUCUCUAGCCUCGUGAGACUCAUGAAGUGCAGCGGCCGAUAUCUUUUUUUCGACCCGGUGAGUUAUGCUGUUAGUCGAUCUGGAGGUCGAAACAAGGUGGGUUUAUUGGAAAAGAAGAUCCUGCACUCGUGGCGGAAGAAAAAAGUCUCAGCUUGUGUUGAAACGAUCAAAUCAUCAGAAGGCAUGUGGAAUUGGUCUUCAAAGAAUCAGCUGAAGGCCUCAGCAAAAUUAGAUUUUCCAUUCUUGUUGGAGUCUCUCCUCUCAGGAAUCGCAGACGAGAACAAGACGAUUGUGCUUACUGUUGCUGGGUACAGUUACAAGGAUAUGAUGAUGAGUUGGGUCUGCAGAAUGCGCCAUCUCAAGAUCACAAAUUUUAUCAUCUGUGCUCUUGAUCGUGAAACCUAUGAUUUCGCUAUCUUACAGGGUCUUCCUGUUUUUCGGGAUUCAUCAGCUCCAAGAGAUAUUAGCUUUGACAACUGCCACUUUGGUAGUAAGUGCUUUCAGAGGGUGACCAAAGCGAAGUCAAGGAUAGUAUUGAAGAUACUUAAGCUCGGAUAUAAUGUGCUUCUGAGUGACGUCGAUGUCUACUGGUUCAAAAACCCAGUGCCGCUGCUCUCAUCCUUUGGUCCUUCUGUUCUUGCGGCACAGUCCGAUGAAUACAAUAAAACAGGGCCCAUAAAUAUGCCCAGGCGCUUGAACUCGGGCUUCUACUUUGUCUUUUCUGAUGGGUCGACAGUCGCGGCUAUGGAGAAGGUUGUAAAGCAUGCCGCUACAUCAGGCUUGUCCGAGCAGCCGAGUUUUUAUGACAUGUUAUGUGGGGAAGGUGGCUCGAAUCGUGUGGGAGAUAACAUGUGCAAAGAACCUGAGACAAAUCUGACCAUUUAUUUUCUGGACCGGGAUUUAUUCCCUAAUGGUGCUUAUGAAGGCCUGUGGGAGAAAAGAAAUGUCAGAGAAGCUUGUUCGAAGAUGGGCUGCCUUGUUAUUCACAACAACUGGAUAAGUGGGAGAAGGAAGAAACUCGAACGUCAGGUGUUGUCUGGGCUCUGGGAAUAUGAUAUAAGCACAAGAAUGUGCAAGCAAAGUUCCAAAAUCAGUUGUUAGGACCUUAAGUGGUUUUUCAGUUUAUCUUCUAGCAGCGGCUAAGAUCGGAUUUCCCAAGGUAUAGGCGAAAGCUGGAGGUCUUCCCUUUACUUUGUUGCUCCUUGGAUUCAUCACCUGUCUUGUGUGGGAAAGUGCUACAUACCAUCAAAUUGAGGUGCUCCUCGUUAUAUUCAUAUACUAGACAGAAUGCAAGAUCCAUAACCUUGAACUCCCUAUCUCCAAUGCAUGAACACAUCCGUUCUUAGAGAAUUUUUGAUCGGGUGGCAAUGCUAAAGAGAUGUGGGCUUCUAUCUGGGCUGAUCCGAGUCAGCAGCAGAGGUUCCACUAUCAACCCAAGGAGGGAAUUAUCAGUAGCAGGAUCGUUCUCUCUUGAUGUGAGCUUACAGUUCACCGAUUCUUCCCUGAGCUCGCAACUGAAGGAUGUCUCUGUCAGAAUAAUCCAUGCAGGCGGUCGGGAAGAGCUGUAUCAGUACUCUGUCUCGGCAGCCCAGCUGAUGGAGAAAUACCCUGGAAUGUGUGUGGCUCGUCCGGAGGUCUUUAAGAACCCAUAUGAAUCAAUUCUCGGGGAGAAUGAUAAGUUGCUUGUAGGCCAUAAGUACUACAUAAUCCCAUCCACUACAGUGAAGAAACUGAAGCGGAGGUAUCAAGCAAGAAGGAGAGAGAAAGAGGACGCAAAAGAUAUUAAGCAGGGGGGGCGAAAGGGGAGAUUACCCGAGGGUGAUGGAAUCGAUGACUUCUCCGAGGAAUCUGUCUGCUCUGCAAAGGAUUUCUACGUCUCCAAGGAAAAGUGGUCCAAAUGCUCGCUGAAGAAGAAGAAGAUGAGAAAGAAGCCCUUUGUGCCACCCAUUCAAAAGGCAAGAACUGUUCGGUCGCUGGCGUGGGAGCCGAGCUUAACUUCAGUGCAAGAGAUCUCUCCUUGACAUCUUUUGACGUUUGAGAGCCGUCUCCUCUUGUGGUUAUGUUUAACUCCUGAUGUCGUCAAAACAGUCCUGUUGCUCCAUAUUCUGUCUGAGGCACUUCUUCAAAAGAGGUCUUUGCUCGUCAUUUUGAGCUCCGGGGUAUUCUUGAUUAUUUGAUCGCCAUUUGUUUAGAUCAAUACAGGAAUAACAGGUUGUCCGGACAGUUCAUGUCGCGAGACACUUGCACUAAAUAAACUAUGCAGAAUUAUGUUGGACUUCACGAUGAUGGAGUUAGUUCUGUUCA